Molecule: messenger RNA, 3432 nt
Organism: Parasteatoda tepidariorum (common house spider)
Lineage: Eukaryota; Metazoa; Arthropoda; Arachnida; Araneae; Theridiidae
Source: RefSeq, a predicted model, not a curated record
AUAUGAGGUCAAAGAGGUGAGGGAUUCGAAAUCUGAUCUAAGACAAAACAGGAUUCCUAAAACUUGAAUCAGCAGAAUGCUUGAAAGUAUUACCUGUUGGAUUUUAAUUUCAACAUUCGUCGUAUUUUCAUACUCUGUCAUUGUUUAUCCAACUAAUACGGAUAAUGGAUAUUGUGAAUAUGACAAUGGUAUAUUGAUACCCGUAAACGACUUUGCAUUCGAUGUUGAAAAAUGUGUAACAAUUGAAUGUAAACCAGGAGAAAUCGUAAAAAGAGGAUGUGCUGUGAUGGCUGCUCCUUUGCAUUUUGGUCUAAAUUGUACUCUUGUUCGAGGAAAAGGAAUCAGAAACUGCUGCCCUACUAUUCCGAAGUGCAAAGUUAUUUAUAAAUUUCCAGGAAAUAAUUCCUACCCUAAGAAUUGGAUAAUUGAAGACGAUGGCACUGCUACCAUCAUUUAUCCUCGACUGAUUCCGCAACUUGCUACAACUGAAAGCCCAACCAAAGAAGACGUGACAGUGGAAAUCGCAACUGCAGAAGGCAUGACCGAGGAUGACCUAAUCGAGGACGGCAGAACCGAAAAAGGAGCAACUGAAGAAGAUUCAACUGAUGAUGAAGACGAUGGCACUGCUGCCAUCAUUUAUGAUCGACUGAUUGCGCAACUUGUUACAGCUGAAAACACAACCAAAGAAGACGUGAUAGUGGAAAUCACAACUGCAGAAGGCAUAACCGAGGACAACAGAACCAAAAAAGAAGCAACUGAAGAAUAUUCAACUCAUGAUGAAGACGAUGGCACUGCUGCCAUCAUUUAUCCUCGACUGAUUCCGCAACUUGUUACAGCUGAAAACACAACCAAAGAAGACGUGACAGUGGAAAUCACAACUGCAGAAGGCAUAACCGAGGACAACAGAACCGAAAAAGGCGCAACUGAAGAAGAUUCAACUGAUGAUGAAGACGUUGGCACCGCUGCCAUCAUUUAUCCUCGACUAAUUCCGCAACUUGUUACAGCUGAAAAUACAACCAAAGAAGACGUGUCAGUGGAAAUCACAACUGCAGAAAGCAUAACCGAAGAUGAUCUAUUCGAGGACGACAGAACCGAAAAAGGCGAUAAUGAAGACGAUGGCACUGCUGCCAUCAUUUAUCCUCGACUGAUUCCGCAACUUGUUACAGCUGAAAACACAACCAAAGAAGUCUUGACAGUGGAAAUCACAACUGCAGAAGGCAUAACCGAGGACAACAGAACCGAAAAAGGCGCAACUGAAGAAGAUUUAACUGAUGAUGAAGACGUUGGCACCGCUGCCACCAUUUAUCCUCGCCUAAUUCCGCAACUUGUUACAGCUGAAAAUACAACCAAAGAAGACGUGACAGAAGAAAUCACAACUGCAGAAGGCAUAACCGAGGAUGAUCUAUUCGAGAACGACAGAAUCGAAAAAGGCGCAACUGAUGAAGAUUCAACUGAUGAUGAAGAAACAGCUAACAAAACUAUCGAUCCUCUUUUGAGUGAAAUCAAUCGAAAAGCUAGAAACUAUCCUCUGUUAUAAAAAAAGCUAAAAAUACUGAAUUUAUAGAUCAGAUGUAUCAUAACAGGUACAUAAAAUAAUACGAAGUGUUUGAAAAAAAGUCGUUAAAGGUUUUUUUUUGUAAAUUUUAUUGUUAUAAAAAAAGCUAAAAAUACUGAAUUUAUAGAUCAGAUGUAUCAUAACAGGUACAUAAAAUAAUACGAAGUGUUUGAAAAAAAGUCGUUAAAGGUUUUUUUUUGUAAAUUUUAUUGAAAACAAAAAGUGAUGAAAAUAUAAUUAUUAUUCAAAAAGAAAUGAUUUGAUUCAGAUUAUACAGGAUUUCAAAGUUUUUAUUUCUCCCCCAAUUUUUCAUAUUUGAAAAAAAGCAUAGGAGGCUCCAUCCCUGUUCGCUCCGCUCACUUACCCCCGUGAUUGCUUCAUAUUCAUUAUUGUUUUUCUUUAAAGUUGAUAAAAAAGAGCAUUUUGUUUAUUCAAUAUAUAACUUUUAUAACUUUAUGUAAUCACAUUUAUUAAUAUGUUAAUCGCAAUGAAAUAAGAAAUAUUUGGAUUUGAAAAAUAACUAACUGUACUUGAAAAAAAUAAUUAACUUACAGAAUUUUCGACACAAGUAAUAAAUGAGAAUUAAUAUUACUUCAUAAUAAUAUAUGACGAUAAUCCUAUCUCACAUAAUUUUUCACAUUGAAAACUGCUUUAUCUCUCUUCAUUGUUUAGGUUUAAAAAAUUUUGAUACAAAUGAUCAGAUUUAUACAUGGCUUUAACUAAUACAUGGCUACAACUUUUACAGUCAUUAAUUCUCGAACUAAUAAUUGAAUGAUAAUAUUUUUUAAUUUCAUCGAACACUUUGCUCUCUUGUCAACACAUCUUCAUAAUUUCAAGUCUCAUAUUUUUCGAACUAACUUGGGAAUGUUAAUUCUUUUUUAUUCCAUCAUAAUUCAUGUUCAAGUUUCUGUACACCUUAAUAAUUUCAAGCUUUCUAAGCUUUAUGGUGAUUGCAGUUUGCAUAUCAAAAUAAAACGUAAUUUAAAGUUGAAAUUUAUAAAACAGCGGCGACGGCUGUCUAUACGAUUUUCUAUUACAGAGAGAAAAUAAUAGGUAUUUUUAAACUAUGUUUUUAUUGCACAAUUAAAAUCUGACAGUCAAAUUAAGAAAGAAUUUAUGAAGUUGAAAUUUUUAGAAAAGGACAGACUUCGCGUGAUAUUUAUGCUAUGAGAUAUACUACUAAAUCAAUUUGCAUUCCAUUAUCCUAAUUUAUACUAUUUUGAUAACAGUUUGAAUGAAUACUGAAAAUAAUAUUCUAGAUUUUAAAUCCUUCAAGACUUAUUGACAGAGUGUAGUAUUUCGUAGUUAGUAGAUUAUUAGGCAUAAAUAUAUACUUCUAGCUAAUUUGGGAAUUUUUUUUAUUUAAUAGCACAUCAUUGUAAUUAAUUGAAUCUAACUUUCCAUACGAAUAGUUUUUAUUAAACUUCUUAGUAAAUUAUAAAUUUCGAUACAUUUCUAAAGAAACAUAUAUGAUAAUUUUCAUUCGUCUUGCGAUUGAAUUCUAAAAAACAUUUACAUAAAAUCUCAUGUUUUCUUAAAGGAAUAAAGGCUUUGUUAACACUAGAUUUCUCUGAUCAAAAAUUAGAAACUGUCAUAUUUUAUAUUUUUAAUUAAUUUUUUGUCACAUGUUUAUGCUUAUAUUUAAUUUUGUGCCAUAUGUUUAGACGUUGAACUUGAUUUAAGCACAUGUGUUGAUGUUUAAUCAAAUCCUAUUUAUCAGAUUAAAGAACGAAGGAAGUUAUUGAAUAUGUGAUUUAAUUUUUAAACGCUAAGCAUAUGGAAAUAUCAAAAUAAUCUCUUUCAAAAUAAAUAUUUAAAAUAUAGUAGUUUUAUCUGUAGCUGCUAUUGUGUAUGUAUUAAAACUUUUACAAUUUGUA